CGAUCGGCUCUCCUCCGUCCGGAUUCCUUCUUUCACACCGAUACCGUGCAGCUAUAAUUCCGCCGCCUCUUAUUCUUGCCUGCUUCACCAUCGCAUGUUGCACCAACGCGUCGGUGUUACCUGCACAUCGUACCACGAAUUUGUUAUCCGCACAAUUUUUGCACACGUAACACGUGAAAUUGUCACCGAACGGCCGCCUGGUGGCCUCUCAUUACCGCCAACUCUCGCGUUUUGGUGAUCUUAUCGCUCGCAGCUUGCCACCUCGUCUAUCGAUCUUUCGUUCCCACCGCGGCUAACUUCACGGCCGUUAUGGCGGAUUGUUUAUCGUAAAUCGACGCUGACCAGUGGAGUUGAUGUUUCGAGGCGAAUACGAGGAAACACGCGUUGCGGUUCGAUUAAUUGAUUAACAAUAGCAAGGAUCAGCCGACAAUGGUCCUCACGAAGGAAUAUCGCAUUUGCAUGCCGUUAACCACGGAAGAGUACCGCAUUGGCCAAUUAUAUAUGAUUGCCAGACAUAGUCAUGAACAAUCUGAUUCUGACGAGGGUGUAGAAGUUAUACAAAAUACCGCCUGCGAAGAUCCUGUUCAUGGAAAAGGACAGUUUACUGAGAAAAGAAUCCAUCUCUCCAGUAAACUUCCUUACUGGAUACAAUCUAUCUUACCACGAAUAUUUUACGUGACAGAAAAAGCAUGGAAUUAUUAUCCUUUUACUAUCACAGAAUAUACUUGUUCUUUCAUACCAAAGUUCCACGUAGUAAUACAUACACGAUACGAAGACAACAAUGGCUCGACAGAAAAUUGUUUAGGAUUGUCACCCAUUAAUUUGAUUCAUAGAGAAGUCGAUUUUGUGGAUAUCGCGUAUGAUGAAAUCUCGGCAAAGCAUUACAAAGAGGAGGAAGAUCCAAAAUUUUUCCAAUCAAAACGGACGGGCCGUGGCCCUUUGGUUGAAGGCUGGAGGGACACGACGCAACCUAUAAUGUGUUCCUACAAGUUGGUCCAUGCCUCAUUUGAAGUCUGGGGCAUGCAGACGCGAGUAGAGGAUUUCAUACAUAGGUGUAUCAGGGACAUCCUAUUGCUAGGCCACAGACAGGCCUUUGCCUGGAUCGACGAGUGGUACGACAUGAAUUUGGAAAACGUUCGACAGUAUGAACAAAAGAUGCAAGAGGAGACGAACGAGAAGGUCAGACUGAGAAAUCAACUUAACGAGAAGCAGCUCUCUGAAACGGGCACACCGUCCCCAUCGAUGCCAACCACACCGACGGCGAAGUCGCCCACACAAUCAUCGAAUCGAUCUUGGUUUUCUUGGUCGUAGCCAUUAUUAGCCAAUUUGAUCUCAGGUUCUAUGACAGCUCUUCGUCACGGCUAAUAUUGCGCGAAUGAACGGAACGAGUGGCAUUCUUUAUUUCCCACGCGCGUACAUGCACAUAUUGGAUGUCCCAAAGAAUGUGCCGAUCGGUAACGCGAAUACAUUCUUCAGAUUCGGAAUUAAUUAGUUAUCACUUGUUAAUUUAAUCGAUAAUCUUAUUGCGAAGUUAUUUAAGACGUAAAACUAUUCUUAUAGAGAGAUUGUAAAUUGCUAGCGAAUUUAUCUUCUCAUUAUUAUAAAAAAAAAAGAGAAAAACAGAAAAACGGGUCCAACAUUUCUAGGAAAGUUAGGAUUCACGAAGAAUUUGAAAGUUAUUAUUGGUAGUAAUUUUAAUUGCAAGUGCAAAAAAACUCAAUGUCGAGAUCAAUGAGAAAUGUGUAUUGAUUUCUGUAUUUUUUUUUUGUUUGGGACAUCCCAUAUACAUAUGUAUAGUUCCGUACAUGUAGGCUUAUCGUAAAACGAUUUUUAUUUCCGUUUCGAUGUACCAUAGAAAAAUGCACUUGAAAAUGUGCGACGUGCGACUAAAUUGCACGGUUAAAUUUCAAGAGAGCGCACAUGGAAAGCUGGUCUAAACUGUUUUGAUAACAACGUAAAAUGCAAGUUUUAAAAUGUAUCGUGUUGUGAAAAUAACUAAAUGCUGAAAUUUAACCACUUAUACUUGAGUCACAUCUUGUACAUGUGAGCAAGUUUCACUUGCGUUUUUAUAGCGAAUUAGCAGUAAAUGGCUGUUUUUAUCAUACAACGUUAUGUUCUACGGUGUAAUUAAUGUGUACUAAAUUUUUAUUUUCCGUUUCAACGUGUAGAGAAGCACUUGGAAAUAUAUGUGUUUGCAAAUAAUUCUUAUUUGUUCAAACGAAUGUUUCAAUUAUAAUUGAUAUGACCAUCACUAUUAAAUCAAUAACUAUUAUUUUUUACUGGUACCGCAAGGAGACACGUCUCAAUCGAAGCACAAUUAAAUCAGUCAAUUUACAUAAACGUUAUCGUAAUAGAUAAAUAGAAUGAUUUACACAGAAUUCGCGUAUAUGCUGUUCGAUAAUAUUCUUACCUAAUUAGGAUUAACAAGUGCUGGAUGUAAUCUGCUGAUAGUUGGAUGUCGUAACGGUGUAAUGAGAACACGUGCCAUUUCGCCAACGUGACCUGUCAACGGAAACGUAUAAUAAAAUAUUAAUUUGCUUACCAAA
Dinoponera quadriceps is the source of this 2546-nucleotide messenger RNA. It is a transcript of the gene rdgBbeta, whose product is annotated as cytoplasmic phosphatidylinositol transfer protein 1. Gene Ontology annotation, biological process: phospholipid transport. Gene Ontology annotation, cellular component: cytoplasm. Lineage: Eukaryota; Metazoa; Arthropoda; Insecta; Hymenoptera; Formicidae. Gene Ontology annotation, molecular function: phosphatidylinositol binding; phosphatidylinositol transfer activity. Bases 430 to 1311 code for a protein of 293 amino acids. The record is from RefSeq and is a predicted model, not a curated record. The transcript has 8 exons.